AUGGAGUUGAAGAAGACUGUGAUUUUGAAUCAGAUAUCCAAGUACAGAACUUUCGAUAUAUUAGGUCCAUUCGAAAAAAGAAUUACUGCUAUAGCAUGGCAUCCGGUGUAUUCUCAGUUUGCAGUAUCUGGUUCUAACAGAGGUGAAUUAUCACUUUACAAUAUAAACAGAUCUACCUCAGAAAUUUCUCCUUCAAUUAAUAUCAAAGGCUCAGUUUUAGGAUUGAAAUUCAGUUCUAAUGAUCCUUCUGUUGUGUUUGUUGCAUCGUUUUCUGGUGGUUUACGACAGCAAGACUUCAGUGGCCAAACUACAACAAUUUUUACCAAAGUUAAAUGGGGCUGGUUUAAUUCCCUUGAUGUGUCAUAUCGUAAAACACUCAUAUUAGCUGGUGAUUCUAGUGGUCGUGGUCACUUGCUUACUACACAAGGCUUUAAAAUUUGGCGUUCAAAAGAUUAUAUGCAUCAUGGAAGUAUUACUCAUGUUGAAUUUAAUACCAGAGAUGAAAAUGUGUUUGCAACUGCUUCUGAUGACAAAUUUGUUAAAUUGUGGGAUAUGCGUAUGGUUGCGAAUAUUGGAACCAAGUUAAAACCUGUUCAUGUAUUUCCUCAUUUGGAACCUGUAAAUUCUGCUUGCUUCAGUCCAUCAAAUGGCCUAUCACUUUUAACAACUGAUCAGCAUAGUCAACUUCAUAUAUAUUCCGGGCCUUGCUGGCAAGAACAUCUUAUAAUACAGCAUCCUCAUCGUCAGUAUGAACAUUUGACUCCUGUAAAAGCAGCGUGGCAUCCCAUUGAAGAUAUAAUUAUCGUUGGACGAUACCCAGAUGAGAACUUUUUAUCUGCGGAUAGAAGAACUAUUGAUUUUUAUGAUGGUAAUUCUGGUGAACUGUUAUAUAGGAAGAAUUCGCCAACUGAAAAUAUUAUAUCAUUGAAUGCUUUUAAUAUAACAGGAGAAUGUUUGGCAUUAGGAUCAAGCUGUAAUGUGGUAUUCAUGAAAGAUGAGAAUACGAUAAAGGGAUCAAGUGCUGUGCAUAAACAAGAUAGUCAACUUUUAGCUACAAAAUGAAUACAGACACAUAGAAAAGCACCAAAAUGUUUUGGGGCAAACGAUCAAACAAUGGCAAUGCUAUUUUUGAAAUAUUUAUUUUAAUACUGCAUUUUAUCUUGCUGCCAAAUGAUCUAAUAAAAAAUUGAAAUACUCAGGGUAAUUCCACAAAAGAUUGAGUACAUUCUAGUAUUUGGAUGUGACUAUGUAUGUUAUUAUUACAGUUUUCUUCAUUCCUUGAAAUCAGUAUAUUUAGCAUUUCGGUGGGAUGUGCAGCUUUUGUCUUCAUUUUCUUUAAUGAGCUUGAUGUGUUUGCUUGUGUUGUUAUGUAGUGUACUUUUAAUUCAUGUAUUUAUCAAAAGUACAAAUGUAAUUUUACAUAAGUAUUUAUUGGUUUGGUGCUGUUGAUCUUCUCAGGGAGAUUUUUAUGUUUGUAUCUUAAUGCUCUGUAACUUGUUGAUUGUAGUUAGGCUACUCAGGAAUAUUUUUAUCUUUUCAAAUUAUUUGCUUGUUGACUACCUGACUACCUUUAUACUUUCAUUGUUUAUUUUGUACAGCAUUACAUAUUUGCAAAGUAUUGUAUCAGUGUUGCUUGUUGAUUUAUUGAACAGUCUUAUAAAUGAAUAUAUUAAUUUCAUUUUAAAACUUAAAUAUGGCUUACUGUUAUGAUUAUGGCAUUAUACUUUUAUGAUAGGAUAGUCCAUUCUGGGAUUUUUAAGCACAUUAAACACGUAUUGUUUUAUUAUGUUAAUUUUAAAAAAUAAUUAAGAAAAAAAUAAAAGCACACUUAAAUCCUCUAGUCAGUUGCAUCUAGUAAAAAGACCAUCAAACUGAAUUUUAACAAAUACUUUACAAAUGAACUCUCAUUAAUGGACACUCAUUUUAGGGAACACUUCUCAUUACCUUCAAGUUCCUGAAUCCUUGGGCCUGAAAUAAGAGACAGUGUACUCAAUAGAUAAAAGACCUUGGUCUUAUGAGUAUCUGAUAAAUGGAUGUUUAACUGUAUAUGUAGUCAAAUGUCAUUUAGUGAUCGCCCUUUAGAAAUAAGAGACAGUGUACUCAAUAGAUAAAAGACCUUGGUCUUAUGAGUAUCUGAUAAAGGGAUGUUUAACUGUAUAUGUAGUCAAAUGUCAUUUAGUGAUCGCCCUUUAGAAUCAAGGGGAAUAAAAAGGACCUAUUGUUAAGAAUUACAUGUUAUUUGGAAUUGUAAGAAAAUGCCUCUUUGAAUACAGGUGACAAAAAUAUUAAAAUAAAUAAAUUAUGAAUAAACAUUUUCAGCAAGUAUUAAAAUAUGUUUUGGCAUUUGUAUGAAGAAAUAAAAUAACAUAUAUGUCAUGUUACUGGAAAAGAAAAAAAAAAAAUUGGAAUUGAUGUUUAUUAUUUAUGAAAUAACUGAUGGUAAUUUGUUUUCAAUUUAAUUUUUUAAUAAUACAUAUUUUUUAAUGAUUUCCAAACUCUCCAAAACAUCCUUUUUGAUUGUCGCGUUUUUAGAAAUUUUCUCUCAGUUACUUUUGGAAGCUUCGUUAUCAUUGUCAGCCCUAAUAGCUUUGGGGUCUGCUGCGAUUUUGGCAAUUAUUGCUUUGCUUAAACCGAACGCAGCUGUAUCUCUGAAUGAGGUAGGAAUUGUCAUAUAUUUAUAUGAUUAUUCAAUAUAUGGCUUCUUCCUUCAAAAUCUGUGCAAAUGGAAGAUUAUCCUCUGCAUCUUUUUAAAACUUUAUGAAGUCAAGGAACCCAUAACAUUGUACUUUUACUCUUCUUCUAAAACCUCGAUCAUCAUGAAAAAUAUUGUUAAUAAAGCAGCAAAAAUGCACCUUUUAUAUGGGAACUGAAAAGCAAAUCAUUAUAAUUCAUAGCAAAUCAUAUAAUUUCAUUAUAAUUUUACUCAUAAAAAGAGAUCUGUUUCAUAUUAUUCCGCAGGAUGCAGUCUAAAGACCACUGCUAUAUACCAAUCUGAUCAGUAGCGUCUGCUGCAUAGUAUUUUUAAAAAAGUCUGUUGAAGCAAUUUUCAAUAAACUGUUAAGAUAGCACUUAAAAUCUUGAAAUGCAAUGAAUGGCAUCAAGAAUCAAAGAGCAAAAAUUGUAGUUGUCAUCAAUAGCUUUGAUAAAAUCCUUGAUCAAAAGCUUUUGAAAGGGGCACUAUCAAUUCAGGAUAAUUUUUUCAGGUGGAGGCUGCAGAAGUGAUGUGACUUUAAGGUAUGACAGCAACUCACUUACUUUCAAUCCUUUCAUUUCAGUACAAGUAAUACAUUUAUUAGCAAUAAUAGUGACUUUCCUUCUCAUUAAGAAAAUUGUUCAAAUUAUUUUAUUGCUUCUAUUCAGAGUACGGAAAACUUUCUUCUUUCAUAAUUAGCUCUAUGUGCAACAGUAAAGUGUGUCAAAUUAAUAUUUUUAAAGCAUCUAGGCAUCAAAUAUUUGCCAUCAGUAAGAGAAUAUCGUUUAUUGGUAUCAGUCAUGUUUAUAUCUAACAGUAGAUUUAUCAUUGCUUUGCAGUAUUUUUGAUUGCAAAAAAGUAUCUGUACUGAUGGAAGGUGAAAAAAUAACCUCAUGUCAUCUAAAUUAUAACCAUCCUCUCAGAAUAUAGUUUUUUUCACUGUUCACUGUACAGAAGCCCUACGUCCAUGAUGAUUCUUUACAUGCUUUUUUAACACAUCCAUCACCAAGCCUGUUUUGUUUUCCUUUCUGUUUAACUCACAAUAUCCGAUUUAACAAAUAUGUUUGCCAUCCAGAGAUCUGUGAAGAAUUCAACAGAGCAUUAUAAUAUUUUUGAAAUUGUAUAUUGUCAGUCAACUGUGACUAACAUAGCCUAAACAAAAAGUAUGCUGUCAGGUGCCAAUGACUGAUGCGGUCCAAAUGGAAAGUAUAGCGUCUGUCACUGGUGACUGUAACAUGGCAUUCAAGCAUGUUUAAAGACAGCUCAUGUCUUUCUUUGAAUUAACAAAUCCAGUUAUUCUUUGAAAAUUCUUGGUUUCCAAAUUCUUUUGGUAUUCUAAUGCCGUUUUUUCACUUUAAAGGGAAUUCACAGUAUGUUCAUAUUUUUGGCUUAGUAUUGCAAAGUUUUUUCAGAAACACAGUUUCAAUUCUCCUUUUAAAAAAUCGACCAAGAAUCUGAUAAAACCUGAAAGAAUUUCUUUUCCGCCUUUGGCCAGGUAAUGGGAAUAUAAUAGGCAGGUCACCUCUGCUUGUCAUCUUGAUUGAUAGGUGCUAACUGAUUUGAGGAGUUUCUAAAGGGCCGCACAUGUGUACGUAUUGCAGUCCGGAGAGAAAUUUUGGAUAAAAAGGAUUACCUUUUGGUGAACAAAUAAUUAUGUUUGCAGUAUGAGUUUAAAUGUGAACUGAUUGAUAAUCAAUAACUUGUAUAUGUUAUGUGGAAAUAAAUGAAAUAGAAAUUUGUCUUCAACAACAACAACAAAAAAAAAAUCUGAUUCUAUCUUACUAUCCAUGUGACCUGGAUAGUAACUAAGGAGGUUUGACUGUAUUUUCUAAAAGAAAUUAAACUGUUCAGUCGGUUGUAGAUACACUAUUGAUAUCUUGAGAAAUAUUUAUUUUGCCAGUAGUUGACAAUAAUUUUACCAUAGGUGAAAAUAGUAAAAUUCAUGAGGUAAAUGAUGAGAAUCACUAAAAUUCAUGUUUUAGGAUUUACAUGAAAAAUUUUAGGACUUAGAAUUAGCUAAUGUCCAUUCUAAAAUGCACUAGCAUUUUAGGACUUAGAAUAAUGAAAAUUUUAUUGUUGGAAAUUAUGAAAAAAAUUUAAUGAGAAGGUCUAACAUGUACAAAAUAAUACAAACAAUUAAUACAUAAUUAAUAAGCAUUAUAUGAAUGUUAGUCAAACUAUUAGCUGCACUUAAAUGAAGGAAUGAACGUAUAAGGUUUUUUUUUUUUUUAUUUACAUAUAUGUAUACUACCAUUUACAUAAAAGUAUACAUGCAAUUACUGAAAUUAUUUAAGCAUUUACUGCAGUGUAGCAUAAGUAUCUUUAUACCUUGUUCAGAAAAUAAUUUUGAGUUCCUCAUUGAAUUGACACUGCUGCAUUGCAAGUUCCUUUCUCAUAAGUCUGACACAUAGAUAUUGCAGGAUGCGAGAUCUAGUCCUAAUGGUGGCUCCACAUUUCCCACCGAAACUUUUAGGAGUCCUUUGUCUUACAUAUCCAUUCUUGAACAUUGCACUUCAUGCAGUUGUGAUGAAUCUCAGUGAGGGUACACUUUCUUGGCUGUAUAAUACACUUCAUGCAGUUGUGAUGAACCUCAGGGUACACUUUUUUAUCUGUAUAAAACAAAUCCUGGUAUGCAUUUCCAGUUCCAAAUGGCAUGUUCACUGCUGCUAAUUUAUAAGCAUUAUAUCCAUAUUUGAACUGGAAGAAGCAAAGUGGGUAAAAGCAAAACAAGAAAAAUUACAAAAAUGUUCUAAUAAUAUAUUUUGCUAUAUAUCAGACUUGCUGUUAUUUAAUACUUUUUGAUCUUUUCUGGAAGCAGAUUAUCCCCUUCCUUUACUACAAGUUGUUACAACAAAAUUUUAAUUCAUAAAUAAUUUGUUACAUAAUGUUUGUGUGGAAAUGGAGAUAGAUAUAUCCUGAGAGAAAUCAACUUUUUAAACUGAAACAAUGAACAAUUUUUAUUUUCUUCUGCAUGUAUUAAUAUAAUGCAUAGAGAAAAUGCAUGCUAUGGAGACAUUAGUUUUUUUAAGAGAGACAGAAAUGUGAAAAAUCAAUUAUGCCUUCGCUGGAAUCUAAAUAGCAGAUCUUCCAGUUGCUGGUUGAGCAUCUUACUAAUUCAUACAUUUAAAACUUGCAUGGGAGAAUGCAAUAAUUCCAUAUUCUUCACUAGGGGACUGAGAAGACAAAUGGCAUACAGUCAAUCAAAUUCAGGUGGUAUUGAAUUAUCAUUCAUUGUAUUUUAGUUUAGACACCACUAUAGAGACAACAACUUCCCCCCCCCCAGAGUGAGAAACAUGAAAAAUGAACUGGAUACUCAUCAGGGUUUGAAUCAGUUAGGUCAAUGUGCUACCAUUUACAUCCGAAAAGUAUGCAUGGGAAGAGGGUGAUGCAAUGAUUCUUUGUAAAGAUAUCUGAGUUUUGUAAAAAUAUUAAAUUAAAAAUUGUUAAGAAAUUUCACAUGACAAGGCUCAUGAAUUCGGAACAAAUUCUGGUCAACUUGUUUACAAUAUAUCUGGUGUAACGUACCACUACAUUAUUACCACAUUGUUAUACGCCAAAAAAUAUCUGUUUUCAGAUUAAAGUGCCAUUUAGUCAAAUAUAAUUACAUCUACUUUUCUACAAAACCCUGGGAGUGAAUAUGAGCAUGCACAAAUGUAUUUUGAUUUAAAACAAAUACUGUUUCAUUUGUGUAUCCCCCCCCCUAUUUUUAAACAUCAGAGCUAUUGCUGUAACAGCAAUAAUUAUGUUCAUUUUGUAAAUUAAUUAAAUGGUAUGGUAUUUGACUGUAAAUUAUUAAAAAUUGUGUUAUUGAUAAUGUUUUAUUAAAUCUGAUAAUUUAUGCUGAUGUUCAUAUUUCAUAUCAGUGUUUUAUAAUUCACAAAUGUUUUAAUACUUGUUUUUCUUACUCAGUGUUUGUUUAAAUGUUUAUUUUCCUUGUUAACUAAUAUUAUCAAAAAUAUAAUUAUCUGGAAAUUUCACAUAUUCUGUUUUCAUUUUUGAGUUCUAUGCAGCUAGUCAGAUACAUAUGUAGAAAUAGGUUGUAAAAAUAUUGAUAAGUCACAGUAAGGGCAUUAUUUUUUCUACAGAAGCAAAAAGAAAAUUUAAAUUUAAAAAAAAAAAAAAAAACUCUCUCUUUCUUCUUUUCAAUGAUGUUUGCUGAAGGCUAAGAAUUUUCUUAAAAACUCAGUAUUAAUGCAUUUUAGUUAUUAUUUUAAACCUUUUUUUGUUAUAAAAAUUUAUGAAAGUAAAAUAUAAUACUUGAUAUUGAGUUCAAUUGUAUUUAGCUUUGUUCUCAUGUCUAAUGAGACAUUACUGAAUCUGUAGAAAAAAUAAUCUGAAUAUUGCCAAAGUUUUCAUGGAAAUAUUCAUUCAUAAAUUAUUCUAUCUGUCUAUCUGGUAUUAAAUACCUUAGUUUUCAUUAUCAUGUUCGUUGAAAAUUGAGCUUGUAUCAGAAAGAUGGAUUUUUAAAGAAUGAUAUCUGUUUAUAUAUUUCUUAGAAAACUGAAGCUUUUGCUAUUUUUAUAUAGCAGAAUUUUCCUAUAGCUUUGAAAUUAUAAUAAUUAUACGUAACAGUGUAAACUGUGAGGCCUUUAAAAUUGGGUACUUGCUAAUAAUAUUUUGUAAUAAGCUUUAUUAACAUUUCUACUACAUUAUAUCUUCAUUUCAGAAUUUCGAAGUCUUUUAUUUUACCUCUAUCAUAAAAUAAAAUUGAAUGAUACUUUUAGUUUCCAUAGUAAUGUGUUGAUUGCAACCACAUGUAUGUUUUUCUUUUUUUAAUUUAUGUAAGUAGUAAUAUAAUUUAUAUUAAUAUUUUGGAAACUGCAAGAGUUGAUUGUUUAAAUUAUUAUUGGCAUCACAAGUCUAUGUAUAUUUGAUAUUUGAAUUACUGUUAUUUAAAUAGUCUUUAGUCUUUAGGCGUUUCCAUUAUUCUUUCUAAUUGAUCAUAAUAAUUCUUAAAAAAACUUACUCAAAAAUAAUUUCUGAUGUCUAGUUGGUGUCAAUGAGUUUUAUGAGUAAACUUUUCUCUGAAAUUUUGCUAAGUAAUGAUGAUUUUGACAUUUUUGUAAUGGCUUUUCAAUGGGAUACUUCAAUAUGUAAUUAGACUGGACAAACAUGUCUUGAAUUUAAAAAAAAAGAAAAAGAAAAAAAAAUUCUUCCUCUACAGUUUUUUUUUUUUUUUAAACUCUGAUAAAUUAAUACAAUGAUAAUUUUUAAAAUCCCAAAGUUACUGUGCAGUUUCUGAUAGUGUUAACUUUAAAUUAAAUUUUAAUUGAAAGGCCAUUUUCAGUGUAGAUUGAGAUGAUAAAUGCUUUUUAACCAGAAGAGCACAUGUUUAUGUAAAAUACAUAGAUAAGCUUUGUUUAAAUAAAUGUUAAAUAUUUUAACAUGCCAUUAUGAAAGGAUGUGUGUUAUCAUAGUACUGUUCAUCUCUGUAUUAUCUUAGUUAUUUUUUUUAUUAUUGUUUAAAAUAAAAGAAUUUUUUUCCCUCAUGGAA
This is a messenger RNA of Stegodyphus dumicola, 8186 nucleotides long. RefSeq names its product DNA damage-binding protein 2-like. The record is from RefSeq and is a predicted model, not a curated record. Gene Ontology annotation, molecular function: damaged DNA binding; protein binding. Gene Ontology annotation, cellular component: Cul4-RING E3 ubiquitin ligase complex; nucleus. Lineage: Eukaryota; Metazoa; Arthropoda; Arachnida; Araneae; Eresidae. Gene Ontology annotation, biological process: response to UV; DNA repair.